UCAUAUAUCGAAGAAGUCUUGUAUAUGUUUUGAUUUGAUAUAAAAAUAUAUAAAUUGUCUUAGGCUUGAAUGUAUUAAUUUAAGCAUGAUUUGCCGUUUGUGCCUGAACAACGUUAACGAUACAGAUACGAUUCGGAUAUUCGAGGACGUGGGACUCUCCCUAAAUGUGGCUAAUGUGUUGGCCAAAUACUUUUGGUUUGAGCCAAAAAGCGAUGAUCCCAUAUCAACGGUAAUCUGUUUGACCUGCUGGAACCAGGUGAACGAUUUUCAUCAAUUCUAUGUGGCCGUGGAGAGUGCACAUCGUUUGCUCACCGAAAGGUUCUCCUUGAAAUCUGGCCAAGAUCAGGGGAAAGUUGAGCAUGGUGAGGACUCGGAGCAGCAGGAGGAGGAGCAGGAUGAGGACCAGGAGCUGGGAUUACCUGGAAGCGAGGGUGGUUCCUUUACCAACGAGCAGUUCCUCACCGAAGUUAUUGCGCAGCAGGAGCAGCAAACGGAUUCCAACCCACCAAAGGAGCAAUUUAUCAAAGAAGACCCAGCAACAGAAAACGAUUUAGAAACCGUAGACACCUUACCCACAGAAGAGCGUAGAGAAACUCGUUCGUCCGCCAAAAGUAAAGCACAUCAUUCGUUGCCUCCCUCUACACCUCCUGAAAAAUCGAAACCUGUGGCGAAUAAAUCCAGAGCGAAACGAACCCCGUGCAAAGCAGAAGGAACCCCACAGAAAAGCAAACGCUAUGCGGACUACAAACAGUGCAUGCUGGAUAUCGAUGCCAAGAUCUCUGCCCACAUGCGACUCACCUGCGACGUUUGUCACGAGGGGCAGGAGACCUUCCUUCUGCUCUGCAAGCACAUGCUGCAGGAGCACCAUCGCAAGGGCUAUGCCAUUUGUUGCAAUAAGAAGUUCUACAAGCGCUCCUUUCUCACCGACCAUAUUGAUCGACACGCCGAUCCGGAGAAGUUUAAAUGCACCCAGUGCGACAAGCGAUUUGCAGACAAACAGUGCCUGAGGAACCAUGAGCUGCUAAAGCACCAUCCGGAGGAGGAGAAGACCUUUAUGUGCGAGCAGUGCCACAAAAGGUACACUAAGCAGUAUCUGUUGGAUCAGCAUCGCGUUAUCCACAAGGAGCGCAAUGUGGUCUGCGAUCUUUGUGAGAGGAGAUUUCCCAACCAAUCCCUUCUGUGCACGCACGUCAAGAUGGCGCAUGGCAACUAUGGCACCAUGUGCGACAUCUGCGCCCAGGUUAUACGUGGACGAGCUGCCUUCCAGCGACAUCAGCUGGAGCACGCUGGUGUCACGGAGCCCAAGGUUCAGUGCGACAUCUGCGGAUCCUGGCAUAAGAACAAGCACAGUCUCAAGAAGCAUGUGCGGCGACAUAAUGGCACUGCUGCCACUUGCGAUGUGUGUGGAAAGGUUUCGCCCAAUAGGAGCGCCAUGCUCAGUCACCAGCGCUAUGUGCAUCUCACGGACAGGAAGCACGAAUGCAGUGUGUGCGGUAAAUCCUUCAAGAAGGCCAUCACACUGAGGGAACACAUGACCAUGCAUACGGGCGAGGUGCUUUACAAGUGUCCUCACUGCCCGAAGACCUUUAACUCCAAUGCGAAUCAGCACACGCAUCGUAGGAAGUGUCAUCCCAAGGAGUUCGAGGAAGCAAGGAAGGCACGCACCGAGCAACGAAAAGCCAUCGACGAGGAGACACCCAGCGUGUUGACCAUCUCAACGGGCGAGGAUGGGGAAUCCCACAGCAUUCUGCUGACGAAUACCGAAGAGGAUAUUAAGGGUGAUACCAUCGAGUUCACUCUGUGUCUCAGUGCCGAUACCACAGAUUGAAACUGAUUUCUGUUACAAUUGGUGGACAUGUAACCAGCACAGUUAAAAAAUGGCAGAAUGGGAAUUUGAAAGAUUUUUCUGAAAAAUGAAGUCAAUUUCCUAGACAUUUUAAAUAACUAUCUAAAUUAGAAACAGCGUGUUUAUUUUUAGAUCCUUAGGCUAGCAGCGUUUAACAAAAUAGACGGAGAUUUUAAGUGGAA
Molecule: messenger RNA, 2028 nt
Organism: Drosophila mauritiana
Lineage: Eukaryota; Metazoa; Arthropoda; Insecta; Diptera; Drosophilidae
Product: transcription factor grauzone
Exons: 4
Coding region: 86-1828 (580 amino acids)
Biological process (GO): regulation of transcription by RNA polymerase II
Cellular component (GO): nucleus; chromosome
Molecular function (GO): chromatin insulator sequence binding; zinc ion binding
Source: RefSeq, a predicted model, not a curated record